UUCAGUAUCAGUCAGACAAUGGCAUCUGCUUCACCUCCAUUGAAACAAGAACCGAGCGUGGAAGAGGAUGGACCGAAUCCCAAGCGAUCCCGCAUCGAUAGCCUGGACUCGCUCGGCCCGUACAUUAGCAGCAAGGAUAAUGGCAAAAACUUUACUUACAUUUCGGAAAUUCCACAGAGCUGCCAGGACGAGCCGUGCGUUUUAGGCGUGGAUGAAGCUGGUCGUGGGCCUGUUUUAGGUCCUAUGGUCUACGGAAUUGCCUUCAGUCCAAUCAGUAAAAAGGACGUCCUUAAAAAGUUGGGCUUUGCCGAUUCCAAACAACUGACGGAGGAGAAAAGAGAUCUUAUUUUCGACGAAAUGAAUCAGAAAGAUUAUGCUACGGAAAGCAUCGGCUGGGCCGUGGAAGUCAUAGCACCCAACGACAUCUGUAUGAGUAUGUUGCGCCGCACGAAGCGGUCUCUGAAUGAGGUAUCGAUGGACUCGGCCAUCGGUCUGGUACGCAAGGCCAUCGAGGCUGGAGUUAACAUUGCGGAAGUCUACGUCGAUACGGUUGGACCACCGGAAAAGUACCAAGCCAAACUGAAGCAAAUUUUUCCCAAGUUUAAAAUUACCGUCGCCAAGAAGGCCGAUAGCACCUAUCCGAUCGUUUCGGCUGCCAGUAUUUGCGCGAAGGUCAGCAGAGACCAUGCCCUGAAGGUUUGGACAUUCCGCGAGGGAAUGGAACCGGGUAUCAAGUUUGGAAGCGGCUAUCCAGGCGAUCCGGUUACGAAAAAUUUCCUGGGAACCUACGAGCUGGUGUUCGGUUACCCUCGACUGGUACGUUUUAGUUGGUCGACGGCCGGAAAGGCUUUGGAGAAGAAAGCGUACGACGUGGAGUUUGAGGACGACGACGACGAACAGGAAAAGCAAAAGAUCACUUACGGGAGCGAGAAGCUUUCCAAAUAUUUUGCUGCGGAUCGAAAUGACCAACGGAAGCGACAUGAGUACUUCCGGGAGCGGUGCCUAGAACAUGUAGCUGAUAUUUAAAGGCAAAAAUUAUUAAAUUGUACCUAACUAAAAGUGGAA
Molecule: messenger RNA, 1065 nt
Organism: Aedes albopictus (Asian tiger mosquito)
Lineage: Eukaryota; Metazoa; Arthropoda; Insecta; Diptera; Culicidae
Product: ribonuclease H2 subunit A
Exons: 2
Coding region: 19-1026 (335 amino acids)
Biological process (GO): mismatch repair; DNA replication, removal of RNA primer
Cellular component (GO): ribonuclease H2 complex
Molecular function (GO): RNA-DNA hybrid ribonuclease activity; RNA binding
Source: RefSeq, a predicted model, not a curated record